Messenger RNA from Brassica oleracea var. oleracea, 834 nucleotides. Its product is annotated as wall-associated receptor kinase 2-like. Gene Ontology annotation, molecular function: polysaccharide binding. NCBI's taxonomy places the organism in Eukaryota, Viridiplantae, Streptophyta, Magnoliopsida, Brassicales, Brassicaceae. The record is from RefSeq and is a predicted model, not a curated record. The coding region runs from base 1 to 834 and encodes 277 amino acids. The transcript has a single exon.
AUGAAGAUUCAGAGUCUGUUCUUGAUGGCCAUUUUCUCUCUUGCUUAUACACAGCUGCUCAAUGGCCAAUCAUUGUCAGGUUGCCAAACUAGAUGUGGCAACGUCUCAAUCGACUACCCUUUUGGCACUUCUCAAGGUUGUUACUAUGCCGGCGAUAAUAGUUUCAAACUCACAUGUAACGAAACAAAUAAGCUAAUCUUUGGCGGCAAUGAAGUGAUCAACAUCACUCACAGCGGCGAGCUACGCGUCCUGGUUACUAGAUCCUAUGUUUGUUACAACAGCCAAGGGAACCAGACUGGUCGUAGUAACCGGUGGACUAGGCUUGGUAACUUAACAUUCUCCGACAAGAACAGAUUCACUGCAGUAGGAUGUAACACUUACGCGUUUCUCAACACUAACGGAGUUGGAAAUUACUCAGUUGGGUGCAUGUCAACAUGUAACUCUCCUAGGGAGACAAAUGGAACAUGUUCUGGUGGAGGUUGCUGCCAGACUUCUCUUCCUAGAAGGAACAACUACUUCAGAGUAAGACCAUAUAGCUUUUCAAACCAUACUUCUGUUCAUAGCUUCAACCCUUGCAGCUACGCCUUUCUAGUGGAAGAUGGUUUGUUUAACUUCAGAUCUACAGAGGAUCUUAUGAAUCUGAGGAACAUCACGAGGUUCCCUGUGGUACUGGAUUGGUCUAUUGGUAAACAUUCAUGUCAGCAAGUUGGAAGCGCAAACAUAUGCGGUUGGAACAGUGAAUGUUCCAACUCUGUCCGUGGAACCGGUUACAUCUGCAAAUGUAAGGAAGGGUUUGAUGGGAAUCCGUACCUUUCAAAUGAGAAGGGUUGCUAA